Molecule: messenger RNA, 2604 nt
Organism: Cornus florida
Lineage: Eukaryota; Viridiplantae; Streptophyta; Magnoliopsida; Cornales; Cornaceae
Product: protein NLP3-like
Exons: 6
Coding region: 62-2356 (764 amino acids)
Molecular function (GO): protein binding; DNA-binding transcription factor activity
Source: RefSeq, a predicted model, not a curated record
UCUAAGUUGAGAAUAAUAAUUUUGAAUAAAAGGUUGAAUGUAGUAGUAAUUAUAUACAUUGAUGUGCUUUUUAUCAGGUAGUUCAUCGAUGACAAUGGAAGAUAUGCCAGAGCCUCCCAUCAUUCCUAAUUUUGAAACAUGCUAUCUCACUCAUGAAGAACUGCGCAAGAUCAUUAAUUUCAAGAAAGAUUUGCCGAGUGAAGUGUCUUACCGGCGCCCGUGGUUGAAAAGGCAUCUGUGGGCAUUUUGGAGUGAGCCGACUCUCUCUCCUUGCAGUGGUGGUAGUAUUACCGAUUCCGCAACUCACCCCCCCACCGCAAAUCAACCCAUCAUUACAGACAUCAUCAAAUCUGCCCUUCUACACUUCCAUCCAAGUUAUAGUAUUUACGAUGACUUUCUAAUACAGUUUUGGGCACCCAUCACAACAGAAACAGGGUGUGUCCAGCUUGUUACUUCAGAUCAACCUUUUGCUCUUACUUAUAAUCUUGAUGAAGGACUACUUAAGUAUAGGAAGCAGUGUUUGCAAUACAAAUUUGAUGUGGAUGGGGAACAAGUAGAAGGACUUGGAAUCCCUGGCCGUGUUUUCCGCCAAAAAUGGCACGAGUAUCUACCACAUGUGCGACAUUACUCUACCAAAGAGUACCCACAACGUGAUUUUGCUCUAGCUUGCCAUAUUUCGAAAUCUUUUUGUUGCCCGUUGUUUCAAACCUCUUUCCAGGGAUGCGUUGGAGUACUUGAGUUUGUUGCAACUAACAUUAUCAGUUUCUACUCCACGUGUAAAUCGUUUAUCAAGCUUCUUGCGGGUCUGAAAACUUCUUUCUGUGAUGGAUUGAUUUGUAAGGUUUUCUCUAGAUUUCAUCCAAAUAUACGGGCUGAAAUCAAAGAAGGGUUGAAAGUGGUGUGCAAAACUCACGACUUACCUUUGGCUAUGACACGGAUUCCGUGCGGGCAUUUCAAUGGCAAUUUGGAUAAUAGCAAUGAUACGUUUGAUGUAAGUUGUAUGGGACCAGCCUUUCACUAUAAAUAUGAAGCAUCUUAUUUUAUAGAUGAUAUUCUGGUGGAAUUAUUCUAUGACCGGAAUGAUUUUCAAAACGGGCAGGAAGUUGUUCGAAGUGCAUAUCAGUCACAUAAACUAUGUUUGUGUAGAGAUCUAACUCAAUUCAGCAUAACUGAAUACCCCGACCUGCCCCUUGCACGUGCUUUUGGCUUAACAAGUUGUUUCUUCAUUUGCUUGCAAAGUACUCGUGCCAAAAAUUAUCAUUACGUACUAGAGUUUUUUCUGAAUCCUAAAAACACAUAUGGUGAAGACCCAAGUACCUUCUUGUGCCCAAUAUUAGAAACAAUGAAGCAACAUUUCCCAAGCUUUAAGCUUGCUUCUGGAGAAGAACUCGGGAAGGAAUUACCGAUUGAAGUUAUUAAACCUCGCAUGAAUCAGGAGCCUGCUUCUUUUCAAUGCCAAAGUACUUUAUCUCCAUCUAGGCCUGGGGUCUUACAUAAUGCACAAGAGAUGAUGCAGCCACAUUCAUCAAAUCAACAGAUGCUAGUUGAAGUUGAAGAUAUCAACUAUGAAUGGAAUCUUGUUAAUGAUGAGCAAAAUAACAUUCCUGUUUCUUGUUCAAAUGAGGAUCGCAUGAAUCAGGAACUUGCUACUUUUCAAUGCCAAAGUACUAUAUCUCCACCCGAGCUUGAAGUCUUGCAUAAUGGGCAAGAGACGACGCAGCCACAUCCACCAAAUCAGCAACUAAUAAUCGAACUUCGUGAUACAAACAAUGGAAUGAAUGUUGUUAAUGCAGAGCCAAAUGGCAUUCCUGUUUCUUGUUCAGACGAGGCAAUUAAUUCAAUUACUUAUGAGGAAAUCAAAAAGCAUUUUGGAAAGAAACUUGAAGAUGUUGCACAGAUUUUUGAUGUGAGCAGAUCUACGUUUAAACGUAUAUGCCGAAAGAAUGGAAUCCACCGCUGGAAACGAGGCAAGAGAAAUAAGGUUAAAGGCUCUCCCUCUAGACAAGACCCUUCAUGUUCUCAUCUGCCUGCUGAGAAACUCGUGGCUACUGUUGCUCACUUGACUCCACUUCCAACAACACAAGAAGUAAGGGCAAUAACUAUAAAGGCAAAAUUUGGAGGUUGUACGAUAAAAUUUCAACUUCCUUCUACAUCAGGAAUGGUGGAGUUGGGAGAGGAAGUGCUCAAGAGGUUGAAGUUAGAUGUUGGAACUUAUAAUAUCACAUAUAAUGAUGGCGAGGAUCAGAUUUUAAUAGCCUGCGACGAGGACUGGCGGGAUUGUAUGAGUGCUUCCGAUUCAAUGGGCACAAUCAGAUUGGUCAUUGAGCCAAUUACCCAAAUAUCACCUUCAAUGUGACUACAGGAAAUAUCAGCAGUUCCUAUUUCGUAGCUCCCACUCUGUUCUCUAGGAUUGCCGAGUCUUCUACUUGUUCAGUCUAAAAAAAAUACAUUUGUAUUUCAAAGAGAGUACCUUGCUGAAAUGUAAUAUGUUCAAAGUGAAAGAAGCAACUUUAAGUUUUGCAGGAAACAAUAUGUUUUAUGUAAGUAAACACUUAGCAAAUAUUUUUAAAGUUCGCAGAUGAGCUAAUUAGUUGCUACCAUUAA